This is a messenger RNA of Spodoptera litura, 1303 nucleotides long. RefSeq lists its product as uncharacterized. NCBI's taxonomy places the organism in Eukaryota, Metazoa, Arthropoda, Insecta, Lepidoptera, Noctuidae. The record is from RefSeq and is a predicted model, not a curated record.
AGUCGAGGCUCCCACGUUAUCUUAUCUGUAACACAGCCGUAUUGAUUUAAGCAGUAAUGGCUGAACGAGUGUUGUCAACACCUACACUGUUUAUUUGCAUUUGAAUUCCUUUUGUUAUUUUUUUUUUAUUCUAAUUAUAUGACAAUUAUUAGAGACGGCUUGACAUAGUAAACAAUGUUUGGGUUCAAAGCAUCGCUUAACUUCUAUAAUGGCAGUAGACGGAAAUCGAAGAAAGAACGAGCUGAGAUUGGCGCCGUGCUCUCCGUUACUGGUGCCUACAGAACCAAUAGAGAUGACUCUUUCGGCUACAACUACCCAGAGAUGCGGAAAUCAACACCAGCGCUAUACAACCAACCGCCACCCGCGGCCGCACCCCCAGUUCGACCAAUGAGACAAGCGAAAAGCACAAGCAACCUGAUCCUUGACAAAAACCUCCCACCGAACUUAAGACCAGAGAACCCAGGAGUAUCCAAGGACCCACGAGGAGCAGAACAAGACCCUCGCAACAAUAGAAUCCCAGACAAAAGUAAAGAAAGAAAACUAGACGCACAAAUAAGAGUAGAUAAACAGAGACUUGAAGAACAAAAGAAGUUAGAGAAACAGCGGAUAGAAGAACAGAAGAAAUUGGAGAAACAGAGAGCAGCGGAGCAGAAGAAGAGAGAUAAGUUGGCGAUGAAAGAGCAAGCAAGACAGGAGAAGUUAAGGAAAGAGAUGGAGAAGCAGAGCAAAAAGGGUAAGGCGCCGCCACCGCCAUUACCUCCUGGGGGGAAUCCUGUUGCGCCAGUACGACAGCCUCAACCGCAAGCAUUAUUACCGCCCGGAGCCAACCCAGUCGCGCAACUACGACAGCAACCGCAACCGAGCACAUCGAAUGCACAACCAGCACAAAUGACACACUCAACAAAUACUCUAGAAAGUUCUAUCAGUAAGAGCAGUGGGCCCCCUCCGUACUCUGCUUCGAGACCAGAAGGAGAAAAAGAUGCGACCGGCAACGUCAUUUACACGAAGCCAGAUGAAGAGGAUAGUUGGGAUAUGAUAUCAAAACAUAGAGAGAAUAUGAACAGGGCUGCAGCCGCUGCAGCAGCCACAGCAGCUGCGAAAUCUUCUGCCAAGCAAACAGUAAUGGACUUGAACUAUAAGGUCGGUGAUGAUAGUAAAGACAAUAGUGAAGCUUGACACGAUAUAAACUGAGUUUUGUUUAUAUUUUUGUAUAUUAUAGUUACUAAGCGUUAAUAUGUUCGUUGUUUUUCUAUUUAAGAAAUAAAUUUAUAUUUUCAUAGUAAAUUACGUCUUUUGUAUUGUC